Molecule: messenger RNA, 621 nt
Organism: Schistocerca piceifrons (Central American locust)
Lineage: Eukaryota; Metazoa; Arthropoda; Insecta; Orthoptera; Acrididae
Exons: 1
Coding region: 1-621 (206 amino acids)
Source: RefSeq, a predicted model, not a curated record
AUGACGGCACUACAGCUAGAUGUAGUCGAGGGUCAGUGCAUUCUGAUGGCGGCACUACUGCGAGAUGUAGUCGAGGGUCAGAGCAUUCUGAUGACGGCACUACUGCGAGAUGUAGUCGAGGGUCAGAGCAUUCUGAUGACGGCACUACUGCGAGAUGUAGUCGAGGGUCAGAGCAUUCUGAUGGCGGCACUACUGCGAGAUGUAGUCGAGGGUCAGAGCAUUCUGAUGGCGGCACUACUACGAGAUGUUGUCGAGGGUCAGAGCAUUCUGAUGACGGCACUACUGCGAGAUGUAGUCGAGGGUCAGAACAUUCUGAUGAUGGCACUACUGCGAGAUGUAGUCGAGGGUCAGAGCAUUCUCAUGGCGGCACUAUUGCGAGAUGUAGUCGAGGGUCAGAGCAUUCUGUUGACGGCACUACUGCGAGAUGUAGUCGAGGGUCAGAGUGUUCUGAUGACAGCACUACUGCAAGAUGUAGUCGAGGGUCAGAGCAUUCUGAUGACGGCACUACUGCGAGAUGUAGUCGAGGGUCAGAGCAUUCUGAUGACGGCACUACUGCGAGAUGUAGUCGAGGGUCAGAGCAUUCUGAUGACGGCACUACUGCGAGAUGUAGUCGAGGAUUAG